Messenger RNA from Filobasidium floriforme, 1307 nucleotides. RefSeq lists its product as uncharacterized. Bases 249 to 1256 code for a protein of 335 amino acids. The transcript is spliced from 2 exons. The record is from RefSeq and is a predicted model, not a curated record. Lineage: Eukaryota; Fungi; Basidiomycota; Tremellomycetes; Filobasidiales; Filobasidiaceae.
AUCGAACACCAUCAACAUUUAACAACGCAACAACGGCAAUCGACGUCAUCCACGGUCUCGAGCUCUAAUCUGGCUAUCUUUCUCGUUACUAGGCCGUAGCCUUUCUCUUCUGGUGGAUCCAACGUUUCCACAUCUUGGCGAAACCCACGGGUGUCAGCACAGGACGCCGAUCAACACGAAGUGGAUGUCACCGGCAUAGGCGUCUGCCCCUUCGUGCACAACCGCAAUCUCAACCUCUCACGGUACGAAUGGCAUACAGACCACCGGACAGGCCCUCAUCGACGACCAGCAACUCCAGAUCGUCCUUGUCGCUCUUGAGACGUCCAUCUUCUCUUCGAUCUCUCAGGUCCAACUCUUCACAAACGGCAUCCCAUCCGUUUCGGUCAUCAGUCUCCCAAGCUAGUUUCACGGGAAGCCAUUCGUUCGCCAGCCCCCAGGCUGUGAGAUGGCCAGCGGCGAUGGUUCUCGGACACUUGAAAGUAUUGGAUCGAGCAGGGGAUAGGGCGAUAGCGUACGGCAAGGCGACUCGCGAACUGCUCGAUGCCGAGAGUGGUCUAGACGUAUGGAUGCACGCUUUCGCUCAGAGGUCUUCUCAACCGAUGACGCCUCUGAGGCAGACGCCCGGCACGCCAGGAGCCCUUCCCUCUGAUGAAACUCGCACAUUCUCCCCUGCGACCGUGGCAGACACCACAGCGGACAUGGUCAACGUCGACCCGAAGUCGAGUCGUCAGAUGCUAUCUGCCGGUCGACCCAGCAUAGACCAAUCAGCCAGAGAUAGGAACGUUUCCGGAGCAUCUCAAUUCCCCAUGCGUACCAGCGGUCCGACGACUCAGGUAGAUCCGACGGCUUAUAAAGCUAAAGAGAUCACUCAGCCAGCUUUGAUCUCGGCACCCAUCGAGUCGGUCCCUAACGAUCUGCCAUAUCCCUCGUUGGCCAUCAAGGAAUCUGAAACUGCAAGCUCGCUUGCGUCUGCGACUUCCGCCCCAACUCCUAAUGCCCGAGCGGCGACACCGAAAGGUGGGAUUCUCAAUGCUUUCCGUGGCGGAUCCAAGAAGGAAAAGGAGUCACGGAGGCGAUCUCUAGAUCCUCAACCCAGGGAAUCGCAUGGUGGCCUCGAUCGCGUCCAAUCGCGCAUGAGCCAAGACAAUGCAUCACGACCGGCUGGUCCCAGAAGCAUGGCCAAAGCCACGCCUUCUCAAGCUUAUGCUAGCAGGAAUAGUAUGGAUGUCCCGGUAGAAGGGCGAGCAUUGUUGUAGAGUAUUUGACAAAGGCAGACAAGAUAGGUAUAUGGAGAGUACAGGCCAGGC